AUGAAGAACUACAACGGGAUGCCGAGUGAAAACCAAGAUCAAUCUGACAAAGAACCGUUCGUCGAAAUCGACCCCACGGGGCGAUAUGGGCGGUACAACGAGCUCCUAGGGUGCGGUGCAGUGAAGAAGGUGUACCGGGCGUUUGAUCAAGAAGAGGGCAUAGAGGUGGCAUGGAACCAAGUCAAGCUACGUAACUUCACCAAUGACCCUGCCAUGAUCGAACGGCUCUACGCCGAGGUUGGGUUGCUGAGAUCCCUGGCAGACAAGAACAUCAUUACCUUGUAUAAUGUGUGGCGGGACGCAGAGAAUAACACCCUCAAUUUCAUGACAGAAGUUUGUACAAAUGGGAAUCUGAGGGACUAUAGGAAGAAGCAUAAGCAUGUUUCAUUGAUAGCCUUGAAGAAGUGGUCCAAGCAGAUCUUGAAAGGGCUUGAGUAUUUGCAUACUCAUGAGCCUUGUGUUAUCCACAGAGAUCUCAAUUGCAGCAAUGUCUUUAUCAACGGGAAUAUUGGCCAGGUGAAGAUUGGUGAUUUGGGAUUGGCUGCAAUUGUGGGGAAAAACCAUUCAGCGCAUUCAGUGUUAGGGACCCCGGAAUUUAUGGCACCAGAGCUGUAUGAAGAGGACUACACUGAAAUGGUGGACAUAUACUCAUUUGGGAUGUGUGUGCUAGAGAUGGUGACCUUGGAAAUUCCCUAUAGUGAAUGCGACAAUGUUGCUAAAAUAUACAAAAAGGUAACCUCUGGGGUAAGACCCCAAUCCUUGAACAAGGUCAACGAUCCAGAGGUGAAGGCGUUUGUUGAGAAGUGCCUCGCCCAACCUAGAGCGAGGCCUUCUGCAACUGAACUUCUCAAUGAUCCAUUUUUUGAUGAAGUCGGAGAUGAUGAUAACAAAGAAAAUGUUUACUCAUGA
Molecule: messenger RNA, 909 nt
Organism: Prunus armeniaca (apricot)
Lineage: Eukaryota; Viridiplantae; Streptophyta; Magnoliopsida; Rosales; Rosaceae
Source: the annotation of a GenBank genome assembly